AUGGUGCCAGAAAGUCUUUGGCCAACCGUCAUUGAGAUGUGGGUUGAAUAUGCAGUUGGCAUAUUGGUCCUCUUUCUCCGCGUCUUCAGCAGAUGCAAAAUGGUGGGUUGGAAAUGGCAAGGGGACGAUUAUCUAGCUAUUGCAGCAAUCAUUUUUUUCACAUUUGAAGUAAUGAUGUGCCAAAUAAUAGUUGAAAAAGGAAGCAUCACCGGAAUGACUGAUGCUAUUGCUCUGACCUUAACACCAGAACAAUACAAAAGUCACGAGACUGGUGCGAAGUGGUUGUUUGCCGCAUGGUACAUAUAUGUCAGCUUGAUCUGGAGUUUGAAAGGCAUCAUGCUAUUCUUCUUUUCCAGAGUAACGAAAACCCUCCCUGAGGAGCGUCUGGUUAAGGUGGCAGCCAUCAUAACAGUCGCUGCGUACCUAGCGACCUUGGCAGUUAUUACAGGCCACUGCCGACCAAUUCACCGUCUAUGGCAGGUGUAUCCUUACGCUGGAGACGAUUGCACCCAAAAUAGGGCAAAGUACUACGCUUUAGUAACGACCAAUGUCAGCACGGAUUUACUGAUCAUGUACAUUCCAAUCCCACUGUUGUGGAGGCUUCAGACAACUCUUAAAAGGAAACUUUCAUUCGGUCUCAUGUUCUGCGCCGGUUUCUUUAUCGUCAUCUGCACGCUGCUGCGAUGCAUUAUCUGCUUGCAUACCCCCGAAAGACUUGAUCUAGGACUGAACUGGUCAAUUCGUGAAACGGUUAUUGGCAUCAUCUGCACGAACGCACCCUCGAUCAAACCCCUCUUCCCUAGUCGCCAUAAAGGAUCAACAAACAGCAACACUCCUACUGGUCUCGUCACAUUUGGUGGAACCGGAUCCAGUCAUAAAAGGUCUCGACUGAGGGAGGACCACGAAAGGAUUCCGGAUGAUGGCUCAGUUGGUAGUCAGGAACAUAUCGUCAAACCAAAGGGAGAAAGCCGGUCUGCCGCGUUUGCGGACAACCGUAGCGAUGAGCGUAGCUUAGAGGACGCUGAACGAUACAACGGCGGAAUCAAGGUUAAAAGUGAGUAUAAGGUCGAGGUGAGGUAA
Colletotrichum truncatum is the source of this 1080-nucleotide messenger RNA. NCBI's taxonomy places the organism in Eukaryota, Fungi, Ascomycota, Sordariomycetes, Glomerellales, Glomerellaceae. The record is from RefSeq and is a predicted model, not a curated record.